AUGCCGUGUGAGAUUAUUGUGCGGUUCGCGCGGCUUAAAGAUCUGCAAAAAAGACGUGAACUCGUACAAAACAGCUAUUCUAUUAACUUUUGGGAUGCAUUUUUGUUUUUCUUCUUUCAAGAGUUAACAUUGGAGUUAUGCGUGCUGGGAGCGGCGGUGCUAUUUAUAUUCUGCGGCGUGUCUGCUGCUGCCUGCGCCGCUCUGCUGCCAGCUGCAGCCGCAGUCGUUGCGGCUGCGGUCCUGCUCUACCGCUACGCUCUGGCGCUCAAACAUGCACAGAAUGUAUCUAGAGAAUUGUAUGGCCUUGUAGCAGAGGCCCAUGGCUCUUUGCUGCCUCCAGGAAACAACUCUCUGUCAACCAGGAUACAUUUAACUGAAAAUGAAGAUAAAUCCUCUCUCUCUGCUUACCAUGGACAUAUAGUGGGCACUGUGAGUGUUUUAGACUUCCAAGGAGCAUCAGCUAGCGGGUGGGUAGAAGGACUGUCAGUGAUAAGUGAAUGGCGGAGGCACGGUGUCGGUACAGCUUUGACAGGAGCAGCGCGACGAGCGGCGGCAGUUCGUGGUUUGCAAUCACUUGAGUGUGCUUUGUCACACUUACAGCCUUCUGCUCGACGCUUGCUGCAUUCUGCUGGAUGGGAAUGCCGGGGCUCAUAUGAGCGUCGCCUUGCAGGUGCUGCACUUACCCUGCCAGUGCUACGCCUAGGCACUGAUUUGCCCCUUGCUUGA
Pieris macdunnoughi is the source of this 726-nucleotide messenger RNA. Lineage: Eukaryota; Metazoa; Arthropoda; Insecta; Lepidoptera; Pieridae. The record is from the annotation of a GenBank genome assembly.